UGUUACACUAACUUGCAAAAUACAGCCGUCUGUCUCUUUUUUUUGUGUGUUCAAGGGAAUUGAAUUUGUUUAUUCGCUUGUGUGGAUUGUUCCGUUUCGAGAAAUGUAAUGUUCGUAAACUACUAAUACCCAAAUCAUGGAUCACACAAUUUUGGAACCGAUUUUACGAAUCCAGAUCGUAUGUAAACAUAUCUACUUGAUAUCUGACAGAUCAAAUUAAAUUCUAAAAUGGGUUUCUCCAGGUCCUCAAGAUUCAAAUAUGCUGUCGUAUACGUGUGUGCUGUUUUAUUCGCAUUUGUGAUUAUUGGCACAGCUUUAUUAAAGUCAUGGAAGUUAAAUGAUAAGGAAGAAAACUUCGUAUUUCGGGCAGUUGAAAACUCUCCAGAGAUAAGAAUCCUUGCAGGAGCACAUUCUGCUGAACCUCGAAAUAGAAAUUGCAAUUAUUUUACUUGUUUUGAUGUCUAUAAAUGCGGACAUUCGGAAAAUAAACUUAGUGUAUAUAUUUAUCCUAUUUUCAGGUAUGAAGAUGAUAAAGGUGUUCUUGUUUCAACACCAUUUUCGCGUGAAUUUACUGAAAUUCUGAGAGGUAUUUAUGAAAGCCCAUAUUAUAUUUCUGAUCCCAAGAAAGCUUGUAUUUUUAUCCCUUCACUUGAUCUUCUGAAUCAAAAUACAGUGAGAUUGAAAGAAACUUCACAGGUUUUGUCCACUCUUCCUUUUUGGAAUUCUGGCAUCAAUCACCUGUUAUUUAACAUGUUGCCUGGGCAAGUUCCUGAUUAUCAUCCUGUUUUAGAAGUAGAUUGUGGGCAAGCCAUGAUUGUUGGUGCUGGGUUUUCAACAUGGACAUAUCGAAGAACCUUUGAUAUAAGUAUUCCAGCAUUUAGUCUUAUAAAGCAACCAUUUGAUACAGAAAUUUGUCAUAGAAGCUCAAGACAUUGGUUAGUUACCUCAUCUCAGAUUAAUAUUCACUUUGAAUAUCGCCAUGAACUUGAAGAUAUUGGCGAAGAGCAUCCAGAAUUACUUGUCUUAGGACAGUGUUCUGAAGAAACAAAUUCUGCUUCUCAAAAUGGAACUUUCAGAUGCAGGGGUGGAAGUACUUACAUGUAUCCUGAAAUCUUAGAAGACUCAAUAUUUUGCAUUAUCAUAAGAGGAGCUAGACUUGGACAGCCUGCCUUGUCUGAUGCUAUGCAAGCAGGUUGUAUACCUGUCAUAGUUGCUGAUGGCUAUAUCUUGCCUUUCUCUGAAGUUAUUGAUUGGAAAAGAGCCAGCAUUACUAUUUUUGAAGAAAAUUUGUCUGAUCUCAUUCAUAUAUUGAAAUCGGUAUCUGACGAAAAAAUUUCUGAAAUGAGACAGCAAGUUUGCUUUCUCUGGGAACGAUAUUUCAGUUCAAUGAAAAAUAUUGUUUCUACUGUAUUGGAAAUUUUAAAUGGUAGGAUCUUUCCCCAUAAUGCUUUGUCAUAUGAAGAUUGGAAUAAUCCACCCCCAAAGACUGGUGCCUCUGCUCCUCUUUUCCUUCCUACAAUUGCUCCAAAAUCGCAAGGUUUCACAGCUGUUAUACUUACAUAUGAUCGCCUGGAAAGUUUGUUUCAAGUUAUUCAAAAAGUUGUGCAAGCUCCUAGUUUAGCGAAAGUUCUUGUUGUGUGGAACAAUCAAAUAAAACCACCACCUCCAGCAUCUAUUUGGCCCAAAAUCAAUAAACCUCUAAAAGUUGUUCAAACAAAAGAAAAUAGGCUGAGUAAUAGAUUUUAUCCAUAUGAUGAAAUUGAAACAGAAGCUGUUCUUGCUAUUGAUGAUGAUAUUGUGAUGCUGACUGCUGAUGAACUAGAAUUUGGUUAUGAGGUGUGGCGAGAAUUUCCAGACAGGAUAGUUGGAUUCCCUUCAAGAGUUCAUCUGUGGGAUAAUACCACAAAGAAAUGGAAAUAUGAAUCAGAAUGGACUAAUGAAAUAUCAAUGGUUUUAACUGGAGCUGCUUUUUAUCAUAAGUUUUAGCAUUGCGGAGAGCAGCACAGACUUUUAGCGCAUAGGGAUGGGACAAAGGCGCGCGCCACUGCCGCGAUGGAAAUGUUAAUGCUGUAAGCUGCCUUUUUUGCUAGUGCAUCUGCUUCUUGAUAUCCGGCAUGUGCCUUUCUGCAGUAGAGAUAAAAACUUUUUACU
Stegodyphus dumicola is the source of this 2151-nucleotide messenger RNA. RefSeq names its product exostosin glycosyltransferase sotv (gene sotv). Gene Ontology annotation, molecular function: glycosyltransferase activity. Lineage: Eukaryota; Metazoa; Arthropoda; Arachnida; Araneae; Eresidae. Gene Ontology annotation, cellular component: membrane. The record is from RefSeq and is a predicted model, not a curated record.